This is a messenger RNA of Acanthosepion pharaonis, 1725 nucleotides long. NCBI's taxonomy places the organism in Eukaryota, Metazoa, Mollusca, Cephalopoda, Sepiida, Sepiidae. The record is from the annotation of a GenBank genome assembly.
AUGGAAGAAGUUUUUUAUCUAUGGAGGUUAGCUGGAGGAGACCUUGAGUCUGUUCUUAAGCGAGCUGGUAUGAUCAAAUCACGGCCACCUAUAACCCUGCUGCCUUGUUUUGUCUUGGCCAGCGGGGAAUGGUUUGGCCAAAAGAGGGAUCAGUCAGAACUCUUGGACAACACUGUGAUUGUGUUAUCUCAAGAACAGCUUAGAAACAGACUGAAACAUGUCGGAGAGGCUGCCUAUUAUCCGUUACUUGAAGAUGAGAAAGAAACUUUACGAGGACUGCCUACAUCCCCCAGCAGCGGUGACCUUUCCCAAACAGCAACACUUCCUCUUGUUAUCCGUGAAAAAGAUGUUGAGUAUCAGUUUCAUCGAAUAAUUCUCUACGAACGUCUGCUACAGGGCUAUCCUUUCAAGAAGGCUCAUAUCUGGCGAGAGGCUAGGAUAGACACUCCUCCAUUAUACAGAGCUCAAGUGUGGGCUGCUCUCCUCGAAGUAGAGGGAGAUAUAACUGCACGCUAUGAUUCUAUAGACAAAGAGACAGCAUCUCCUACUGACCGCCAAAUAGAAGUUGAUAUACCUCGUUGCCAUCAGUAUCAUGAACUACUUUCAUCUCCAGAAGCACACCACAAAUUUAAGAGGAUACUUAAAGCCUGGGUUAUUAGUCAUCCUGAGUAUGUCUAUUGGCAAGGACUUGACUCACUCUGUGCACCUUUUCUUGCUCUAAACUUCAACAAUGAAGCCCUGGCAUUUGCCUGCCUUGAUGCUUUCAUACCAAAAUACCUCAACAAAUUUUUCUUGAAGGACAACUCACCUGUAAUUCAAGAAUACUUGGCUGUAUUUUCACACCUCAUCGCUUAUCAUGAUCCUGUAUUGAGCAACCAUCUUGAUAACAUUGGCUUCAUUCCAGAUUUGUAUGCUAUUCCUUGGUUCCUUACUAUGUAUGCCCAUGUAUUUCCCCUUCACAAGAUUGUCCAUCUGUGGGACACACUUUUACUUGGCAACUCUUCUUUCCCGCUUUGCAUUGGUGUGGCUAUUCUUCAUCAACUGCGAGAUCAGCUCUUGGCUUUUGGCUUCAAUGACUGUAUCUUACUUUUCUCUGACAUGCCAGAGAUUGAUAUUGAAAGGUGUGUGCAGGACUCCAUCAAGAUAUUUUGCAGCACACCAAAAAGCACCACCUUUCGACAGCAUGCACGUCCUUCUAAAAGAAACUCACGGACUGAUAUCCGACCUAAUGUGUCUUACUAUUCGAGAGAUUACAAUGAGCAGCCUGUUAAUGACCUUUCAAAAGACUCUGUCACAAUAGAAGAACUAAAAGUUGACAAAUGUCCUCGAAUAUCAGCAGAAGAUUUGAUUGAGUUGGGAGAACUGACAGGGCCCUCAGUUACACGAAGUCCUACGAAAAAGUCCCAAAAUAGCAAACCAAAGCUCCUUGUACUAGACAUCCGGUCCCCUGAAGAAUUUAAGCGGGGUACAGUGCCAGGGGGUAUCAACAUUCCAUUUCAGUCAGCAUUUAAUGCUGAUGGGACACUUGCAUCAGCACAGGUAGCACAGACACUGACCAAUCAUAGGCUACAAGUUAAGGUAGUCGUUGGUUCGACAGUCAAAAUGAUGUCAGACUUUGCCAACAAUCUUGUUUCUCUUGGCUGCUUCCAUGUUUGCACAUUGCAUCGUGGGAUUGAUGUUCUGAGAUCCACAGGUCUCUUGACUGUGCCUCCUGCUGAUAUUUGA